AUGACAAAAGACAACAACUUGCUGGGCAAGCUUGAGCUGACUGGCAUCCGUCCAGCUCCAAGGGGUGUACCUCAACUUGAAGUAAAAUUUGAUAUUGAUGCCAAUGGCCUCCUUAAUGUGUCUGCUGUGGACAAGAGUACUGGCAAGGAGAACAAGAUCACAAUUACCAAUGACAAAGGUAGGCAGUGCAUAGUCCAGGUCGCAAGCAAGAAAGACAUUGAACGCAUGGUCCAGGAAGCAGAGAAAUACAAAGCAGAAGAUAAGAAACAGCUUGAUAAGGUGUCUUCCAAGAAUUCUCUAGAAUCCUAUGCUUUCAAUAUGAAGGCCACUGUUGAAGAUGAGAAGCUCCAGGGCAAGAUCAGUGAUGAGGACAAACAGAAAAUCCUGGACAAAUGCAAUGAAAUUAUCAACUGGGUGGAUAACAAUCAGGCUGCUGAGAGAGAAGAGUUUGAACAUCAACAGAAGGAGCUGGCGAAGGUCUGCAACCCCAUCAUCACCAAGCUGUAGCAGAGUGCAGGAGGGAUGCCUGGUGGCAUGCCUG
This is a messenger RNA of Mauremys reevesii (Reeves's turtle), 541 nucleotides long. RefSeq names its product heat shock cognate 71 kDa protein-like. Lineage: Eukaryota; Metazoa; Chordata; Testudines; Geoemydidae. Gene Ontology annotation, biological process: vesicle-mediated transport; cellular response to unfolded protein; protein refolding. Gene Ontology annotation, molecular function: misfolded protein binding; ATP binding; heat shock protein binding. The record is from RefSeq and is a predicted model, not a curated record. The transcript is spliced from 3 exons. Gene Ontology annotation, cellular component: cytoplasm; plasma membrane; nucleus. Bases 1 to 507 code for a protein of 168 amino acids.